UCCAACGUUCCCGUUUAGAGCAGCUUCCAUGAUCCACCAUUUUUAAAUGCCAAAAACACCAAAUAAAGAAGAGCAUGUUUGAAUCUUGAUGGUGCUGGUGAUCAACACGAACCCACCCUUCUCUCUCACGUCAAUCCUUUUCUCUCUCCUCUUUUUAAUCCCUAUAAAUAUAUCAUUCUCUACCGGUUGAUCAUUGAUGGGGGAUAACAAUGUGAAUCUCCCACCGGGUUUUCGAUUCUAUCCUACUGAUGAAGAACUCGUAGUUCAUUUCCUUCACAGAAAAGCAGCAAUCUUGCCUUGCCAUCCUGAUGUCAUUCCGGAUCUUGAUCUUCAUCCCUACGAUCCAUGGGACUUAGAGGGUAAAGCAAUGGCUGAAGGGAACAAAUGGUACUUUUACAGCAGAAGAACACAGAGUAGAAUUACUGGCAGCGGAUAUUGGCAAGCUAUAGGGAUUGAUGAACCAAUUUACAGCGCUAGUUCUAACCAAAAGGUUGGGAUGAAGAAAUAUUAUGCAUUUCACAUUGGUGAAGAUGCCAAAACAAAUUGGAUAAUGCAGGAAUAUAGCAUUUCAGACUCUUCUUCUACUAGUAGAUCAUCAAGAAGAAGAAAUUCCAAAAUAGAUUACAGUAAAUGGGUGGUGUGUCGAGUGUACGAGAGUAAUGGUGACAAUGACAAUGAUGAUGGGAUGGAGCUUUCAUGCUUGGAUGAAGUUUUCUUGUCGCUGGAUGAUCUCGAUGAAAUUAGUUUGCCAAAUUAGAUCCAAAAAUUUAAUUUUAGGAUCUAAUUAAGAUGAUGGCUAGCUAGCUUUUUUUUAUAGAUAUUUCCAAUGUUAUUGUUUUCUAAAAAUGUCGUAGAAAAUUAAUUCAAUAUUGUUACGAUGGAAUUAAUUAAGGGAAUUUGUACUUUGGAUGA
Molecule: messenger RNA, 912 nt
Organism: Olea europaea var. sylvestris
Lineage: Eukaryota; Viridiplantae; Streptophyta; Magnoliopsida; Lamiales; Oleaceae
Product: NAC domain-containing protein 104
Exons: 4
Coding region: 197-757 (186 amino acids)
Biological process (GO): system development; regulation of DNA-templated transcription
Molecular function (GO): DNA binding
Source: RefSeq, a predicted model, not a curated record